This is a messenger RNA of Electrophorus electricus (electric eel), 2316 nucleotides long. RefSeq names its product solute carrier family 13 member 5a (gene slc13a5a). Gene Ontology annotation, molecular function: sodium:dicarboxylate symporter activity; citrate transmembrane transporter activity; succinate transmembrane transporter activity. The record is from RefSeq and is a predicted model, not a curated record. Gene Ontology annotation, cellular component: plasma membrane. Gene Ontology annotation, biological process: fumarate transport; oxaloacetate transport; transmembrane transport. NCBI's taxonomy places the organism in Eukaryota, Metazoa, Chordata, Actinopteri, Gymnotiformes, Gymnotidae.
GAAACGGUGACUGCGUGCAAGGUGACGACAGCCCUCAUUGGACGGCCUUAUUCCACAUCUGCGCAUCAUUUCAGCGAGUUUCAGCGCAUUUUUUCUAGUAGUGUGAUUCAUAUUUUCAAAAAAAAAAAAAAUGGUUGUGCCUUUUUUGAAGUCGAUUUGGGAAUUGAAAAAUGGACUCGUUCUCUUCUUCACUCCGUUUCUUCUACUUCCCUUACCUCUGGUUAUUGGAACAACGGAAGCCAGCUGUGCAUAUGUCAUCGGGCUCAUGGCAGUGUACUGGUGUACCGAGGCGCUACCUUUGGCUGUCACUGCUCUCUUGCCUGCUGUGCUUUUCCCUCUGUUUAGGGUCAUGACAUCCAAAGAUGUGUGUAUGCAGUAUCUGAAGGACACAAAUAUGUUGUUUUUGGGUGGUCUUAUGGUAGCUGUGGCUGUGGAGCACUGGAACCUCCACAAGCGCAUUGCUCUGCGGGUGCUGCUCAUCGUUGGUGUCCGCCCAGCUCUGCUGAUGCUAGGUUUCAUGGGUGUGACGGCCUUCCUGUCCAUGUGGAUCAGUAACACCGCCACCACAGCCAUGAUGGUGCCCAUUGUGCAAGCAGUGCUGGUGCAGCUCAGCAACACAGCGCGAGAGGAGGAGGUCCAAACUGUUACCCAUAUAAACUGUGAGGAGAAAGGGCCUGAGAAGGAGGCCAACAGCACGGUAGGUAAUGGCCUCAGCUUCCCCCUGGAGAUGGACUCUACAGAAAAGCAUCGGGAAGACGAGGAGAGGCUAAGGAUGUGUAAGGGUAUGACACUGUGCGUGUGCUACGCUGCUAGUAUUGGCGGCACAGCCACCCUCACUGGUACAGGGCCCAACCUCGUACUCACAGGCCAAAUGAGUCAGCUCUUCCCGGAGAACCCAGACGUCAUAAAUUUUGCUUCUUGGUUUGGGUUUGCCUUCCCCAACAUGAUCAUCAUGCUCAUAGCAGCUUGGAUCUGGUUGCAGUUGAUUUUCCUGGGAAUCAACUUCAGAAAAACAUGGGGUUGUGGCACAGUAAAGACAGAGAAAGAGAUUGCUGCUUAUAAUGUGAUCCGUGAGGAGCAUCGGCGCCUCGGCCCUAUGUCCUAUGGGGAGAUGAAUGUGCUAAUGCUCUUCAUAUUGCUGGUGGUGCUGUGGUUCACACGAGACCCAGGGUUUGUGGAUGGCUGGGCAACACACUUCUUCAAUGCUGAGAAAGAGUAUGUGACAGAUGCUACUGUGGCAGUGUUUGUAGCAGCUUUGCUCUUUGUUCUUCCAUCUAAACCCCCCUGCCUGUGCUCAUGGAGGUCACAGAGCUCCGAUGUAGUUCCACAGUCAGAAACUGAACCCAGAUCAUCUUUGCUGACGUGGCAGGUGGUUCAAAAGAAGAUGCCAUGGAGCAUUGUACUGCUGCUCGGGGGAGGCUUCGCUCUGGCUAAGGGCAGUGAGGACUCAGGUUUAUCUGCAUGGCUUGGCUAUCAGAUGUCUCCUCUGGAAAGAAUCCCUCCAUGGGCUAUUGCCAUUAUCGUGUGCCUAAUGGUAGCCACCUUUACGGAGUGCACCAGCAAUGUGGCGACAGCCACCCUGUUUCUGCCUAUACUUGCAUCAAUGUCUCAGUCCAUAGGUGUGAACCCGCUCUAUGUGAUGAUUCCCUGUACCCUAAGUGCUUCCUUUGCCUUCAUGCUUCCUGUGGCAACCCCUCCAAAUGCCAUAAUUUUCUCUUACGGCUAUGUGAAAGUGUCAGACAUGGCCAAGACUGGCUUUGUCAUGAAUAUCAUCAGUAUCUUGUGCAUCACCUUGGCAAUCAACAGCUGGGGAAGAGUUAUGUUCAGCUUAGACUCCUUCCCCAGUUGGGCUAACUCCACUGGAGUCUGAGUAAAUGGACUCCAGCCUGCCAGCAGAACCAAUCACAUACAUCAACACCAGUCUUCUCGCUUUAAGCUAAGAAGCUGAGCCUAACACUUACAUCAUUCCAAUGGUGGGUUUUGUCUAGAGGUGCCAGCAUUACCUAAGCAGCUGUACACUGUGACAGUGUGUUACGUGCAGUUUAUCAGUAUCACUGCAACAUGCAAAGUAGGGUGCAGUAGCUACCAUAUGAUAUGGUAGUGACAGUAGUAAUUUUAGGUUUCAUUUGUGUGAAGGAUAUUGUUAUAUUCAUGGGAGCCUAUAAAGGCUAGAAUCAUAUUUGUAUAAGAUUUAAAAGGUUUUUUCUAUUUGUCUGUACACAAGGAUUUCAAAAUUGCUGUGAAGUACACAAGGUAACAAUUUACCCAGAAACAUUUUGUAUUUCACUGCAAUUUUGAGUACAUAUAUAAUUUUUU